UUGGACCGGGCGGUAAAACGUAAAGAUUUCCCCCUGUUAAGAUCACUUUGGUCUAUCUGACGCGUUCCGUCCUACGGGCUUUGCUUAAGACAGGGGCUCAGCCCGUCAUUUGCAAUGUGGAGACUGUUGAUCAGGUCGCUAAUUACACCUCUCUCCCUCUCUCUCUUUCUCUCUUUCCCUCCCUCCCUCUCUCAUUCGCCCUCUCUCUUCCAUUCCCAGAGUGCAUAUCGGGAAUAGACACACAAAGACAUGCGCACUCAACUUAAUCAGCCAUUUUUUUAAACAGGGCUAAAACGAUAAUAAUUAGCAGAAUAAAGACAUAUCGGAUUUUCAUUUCCCUUCCGCCGUUUCUCUACCCCUCCACAACCGAAAUUGCGAGGCUGCAGUCGACACAUCUUUCACCGAUCGGACCCAAAGGAUAGCUUUCACACCGCCUGUCAUUUGUAUAUUUUUUCCAAUAAAGUUGGGAGGAUUAUCAAUUUUUCCCGUUUUUCAAUUUUUGUGUUAUCAUAUUUCGCAACCAUUGGAUGUGACUGUUUUCAAACCAAAAGCAAGAGACGUAGGGGAGCGAACUGCGGGGCGAAGAAAGUCCCUGUCUGAUUGGAUGAGAUGAGAUCCCCAUGUAAAGGUCGCCAUGGCAACCUGUGACUCCCCUUCUAUCGUCUUGCGGCAGGAAAAUGGCCAUAAGCUGUCGUCGCUGCCAGCAGGGCCGUGUGACGCAGAGGAGACCGAGAGAUACCGAACUGCUGCUGCCUCUGGGAUGGAUCCCACCGCUGAUACCAAUGACACUGGAGCAUCAGAGAACAGCCCUGCUACCUUCAAUAAUGCCACAGACACCGGCAGCCCGCUGAGGACGGAGCAGCAGAGCCGGAUAGAAAGCUUUACCGGAACCGGAACUGUUGUAUCGGGUUUGGAGCAUGUCCACACUUCUGCUUCGCUGGUGGCCCCAGCAAAGGACAUCCCCUGUAAUGAAUGUUCCACCUCCUUCUCCAGUUUACAGCAGUACAUGGAGCACCACUGCCCCAACGCUCGCAUGCCCAACGCAGCAGGGCGGGAAGAAGAGGAGGAGGAGGGCGAGAGUGAGGGAGAGGGGGAGCCUGAUGGAGUGGCAGAGUGUGAGAGAGACAGCGAGAUGGACGAGUUAGAAGAUAGUGACGUGGAGAACCUGUGCGGUGAGAUCGUCUACCAGCCCGACGGAUCUGCCUUCAUCCUGGAGGACUCCAAAGAGCAUCGCGGUGGCGGCUCCAGGGGCCUUCUGUCACCCAAAAACGUCCCCCCUAACCCCCAGAAUCCCACCGCUGCCACCAAUAAAUCCCAAAGCGGUUUGACCACCCAUGGGGGGAAUCGGGACAGGGCGGAGUUGCCUGCGGCUGCACCCAUAUCCUUCUACCCACAGGUCAUCAACACUUUCCACAUUGCGUCAUCCCUCGGGAAAGCAUUCCCGGCUGACCCGGCGGCGACAUCGUCGUUCCCAAAUACCUCAGCGUUCGCAGGCGCCGGCAGCCCUGUGUUGCACAGUUUCCGUGUCUACGACCUUCGCCACAAGAGCGACAAAGACUAUUUGACGGUCGACGGCGCAGCCAAAAACUCCUGUGUGUCCAAAGAUGUCCCCAACAAUGUGGACUUGUCCAAGUUUGAGGGCUGUGUGAGCGACGGACAGAGGAAGCCUGUGCUGAUGUGUUUCCUCUGCAAGCUGUCGUUCGGCUACAGCCGGUCGUUUGUGACACACGCCGUCCAUGACCACCGGAUGACGCUCAACGAGCAGGAACAGAAGCUCCUGAGCAACAAGCACGUCUCUGCCAUUAUCCAGGGGAUCGGCAAGGACAAAGAACCUCUUAUAAGCUUUUUGGAACCAAAAAAAUCCUCUAACUCUGUGCUACCCCACUUUCCUACCGCCGCUAACUUCCUAGGUCCUGACCCGGGGUUCCGCGGCCUGUGGAACACGUUCCACGCUGAGAACGCUGAUUCCCUCCAGGCUGGAUUUGCUUUCCUGAAAGGGAGCGCGAGCUCGAACCCCGCCGACCAAACCCCCAGAACCCCACCCAUGCCAAAGGCCGAGACCAAUCCAAACAUCGGGGGUGUGACCGGCGCCUCCGUCAGAACCCCCACCAGUUCUGCGUCCCUCCUUCGCUCAUCUCCCAUGGCGACAGGCCGGGAGCGGGAUUCUUCCGAGAGCGACUGCGAGGGCCGUGCUCCACGCACUUUGCAUCCCAAUGGACAGCGGUUGGACCUGAACCCGUACCCGCUGAUCAAACACGAGCCGGGCGCAGAAGGAGGAGAAGAAGACAUGGAAGACAUUUACUCCAACGGAGGGGCGGAGACGGAGGAGGAUGAACCGGUGGGCGACAGCACCAGUAGCAAAGAUUUCCCUCUUUUAAACCAAAGUAUUUCCCCCUUGUCCAACAGCGUGCUGAAGUACAGCGACAACAAAGAUCCCUCAUCCUCCUCUUCCUCCUCCCGUGAGGAGAUGGAGAAGAAUCAGCUGAACUCAGCCCAAGCCAGAGAUAGAGAUAGCAGUAACGACUCAACCAGUGAAGCCCUGGGUGGUCCAGAUGGAUUCUCCCCCUCCUCUCACCUGAUGAUGCCACGAGACGACGAGAGUCCGGGACCCCUGCACCAGCACGGGGGAAACCCCGGAACCCCUGGCACGCCGGGUACCCCUGGAACCCCCGGACUGGCCGAGGGGUCCCCAGGCAGUGGUGUAGAGUGCCCAAAAUGUGACACGGUCCUAGGGUCCUCCCGAUCCUUAGGUGGACACAUGACCAUGAUGCACUCUCGUAACUCCUGCAAGACACUGAAGUGUCCCAAGUGUAACUGGCACUACAAGUACCAGCAGACACUGGACGCCCACAUGAAGGAGAAGCACCCAGAGUCUGGAGGGUCCUGUGUGUACUGCCGUACAGGGCAGGCUCACCCACGCCUGGCCCGGGGAGAGAGUUAUACAUGUGGAUACAAGCCCUUCCGCUGUGAGGUGUGUAACUACUCCACCACGACCAAGGGCAACCUGAGCAUCCACAUGCAGUCGGACAAGCAUCUGAACAACGUUCAGACACUGCAGAAUGGGGGCACUGAACAGCAGUACAACCACAACCACACCCACACCCACAGCCAUACCCACACCCACACCCCCUGCCACAGCCAUGCCAACCCUGUGCCCAGCGCCAGCCUGGGGGGAGGCUGUGGUACCCCGUCACCCUCCAAGCCCAAACAGAAGCCCACGUGGCGUUGUGAGGUGUGUGACUACGAGACCAACGUGGCGAGGAACCUACGCAUCCACAUGACCAGCGAGAAACACAUGCACAACAUGAUGCUGCUGCAGCAGAACAUGAAGCAGAUUCAACACGGUCUGCACCUGGGUCUGGCCCCGGCCGAGGCUGAGCUCUACCAGUACUACCUGGCUCAGAACAUCAGCCUGACCGGGGUCAAGCUGGAGAGCCCCGGCCCAGAAGCCCAGAUGAUUAACCCCUUCCAGCUGGACCCCAAUACGUCCGCUGUGCUCGGCUCUGGGCUAGUGAAUAAUGACUUGUCUGCGGAGCUGCGUCUAGCCAGUGGUCAGCUGAUGGCUGAUGACCUGUCUGUCUUCUCCGGCGGCAGGGGCGCUGGAGGCAGUGGUGAGCUCUCUCCGCCCAUCAGCGACCCGUCGCUCCGCCUCUACCAGUGUUCUGUCUGCAGUCGCUUCACCUCCGAUAGCCUGGAGGCGCUGGGCGCCCAUGUCAACGCAGAACGCACCCUGCCCGAGGACGAGUGGCGUGGCAUUGUGGGAGAUGUGUACCAGUGCAAACUGUGUACUUACAACACCCAGCUCAAGGCCAACUUCCAGCUGCACUGUAAGACAGACAAACACAUGCAGAAACAGCAGCUGGUGGCGCACAUCAAGGAAGGAGGGAAAGCCAACCAGUGGAGGUUAAAGUGCGUCGCCAUCGGCAACCCUGUGCACCUGAAAUGCAACGCGUGCGACUACUACAGCAACAGCGUGGAUAAACUGCGGCUGCACGCCACCAACCAGCGACACGAGGCUGCCAUUAGGCUGUACAAGGUACCAGUCACUCCUGUUAUAACAUAACGCUCCCACCGUACACACGACAGCCACCAACACACCAGACAACGCAGCGGCAUAAUACAGUGAUUAUGCAACAGGGCCUAGACCUCUAUAACAGCAUGAUGUCAUCCAGCCAGUGGUUUGUAAGGCGUUGUUACGUGAGGCCUAUUAGUGGUGGCCCUGUGUUUGUUGCAGGGUGUUAGAGAUUGGCAUUCUGGCACCACCUGGCUUAUAUUAGCCAUUAACCAACAGGUAGAGCUGAUUUAGCUCCC
Molecule: messenger RNA, 4311 nt
Organism: Salvelinus sp. IW2-2015
Lineage: Eukaryota; Metazoa; Chordata; Actinopteri; Salmoniformes; Salmonidae
Product: zinc finger homeobox protein 4-like
Biological process (GO): regulation of transcription by RNA polymerase II
Cellular component (GO): nucleus
Molecular function (GO): RNA polymerase II cis-regulatory region sequence-specific DNA binding; DNA-binding transcription factor activity, RNA polymerase II-specific
Source: RefSeq, a predicted model, not a curated record